AUGAGCACCACCACUCAAACAGAAGAGUCACAGACCCUCCGGUUCCAAGCUAAAGACCUUGUGGAAUUCGAUCCCAAUCGUGUAUAUGGAGACUGGCGUGAUGACUUCCACAAGGACGGUUGCGUACUGAUCAAGAACGUCAUUUCGAAAGAGCGCGCAGCCUACUAUGCCCAGAAACAGAUCGAUUGGCUGAAGAAAUUUGAGCUGGGUUUCGACGAGAAUGAUGAGAGCACGUGGACAGCUGACCAUCUCCCAGUCAGCUUCAAAGGCGGCAUGUACUUUGGCUACGGCUCUAACCAUGAAAAGAUGGCAUGGGAAGCCCGUAUGGAACCGAAAGUCGUUGAAAUAUUCGAAAAGCUCUGGGAAACCAACGAACUCAUCAGCUCUUUUGAUGGUAUGAACAUCAGCAUGCCUCGCCGAAAAGAUAUCGGAUGGUCACCUUGGCCUCAUUGCGAUCAGAACCCGGAACGCAAAGGAAUGCAAGCUGUUCAAGGCCUGCUCAACUACGCCCCGAAUGGGCCCAAAGACGGAGGCUUGAUGCUCAUGAGGGGUAGCGCAAAGCUAUUCAAUGAGUUCUUCGCGCAGAAGCGAGAAGGCUUCGACCAUGAAGAUGCACCACCUCCAGAGUUGAAAUACAUGGAUUUGUUCCUAUUCAGCCAGAAAGACGUCAAAUGGUUUGAGGAACGGGGAUGUGAGUUAUUCAAAGUGAACAUGGAGCCCGGUGACUUUGUGCUAUGGGAUUCACGAACCAUGCAUUACGCCGAGCAUCCUCAGGGAGAUCAGAUCCGACACGUCCAGUACAUCUGCAUGACCCCAAGACGGUUCGCGGGUGAAGAGGAUCUCAAGCUUAAGAAAGAAUGCUUCGACAACUGGGUCGGAACUACACACUGGCCUCACUGCAACAUCCGUCCUGCAUCUGAACCUCCUAUGAGAAAUGGCAAAGUCUGCCCCAAGAAUCGGAACGAACCAUUCGAGAAGCCGGAAAUUACAGAUAAACUCCUACAACUUGCAGGUGUAAAGGCAUACUAG
Messenger RNA from Exophiala bonariae, 1029 nucleotides. RefSeq lists its product as uncharacterized. The coding region runs from base 1 to 1029 and encodes 342 amino acids. The record is from RefSeq and is a predicted model, not a curated record. The transcript has 3 exons. NCBI's taxonomy places the organism in Eukaryota, Fungi, Ascomycota, Eurotiomycetes, Chaetothyriales, Herpotrichiellaceae.